Messenger RNA from Linum trigynum, 4777 nucleotides. The record is from the annotation of a GenBank genome assembly. NCBI's taxonomy places the organism in Eukaryota, Viridiplantae, Streptophyta, Magnoliopsida, Malpighiales, Linaceae.
GCACUCACUUUUUUGGAUGCAUCCAAUGCACCCAACUCUAAAAGUGGUCAUAAUACAUCAAAUUUUGAACUUUAAUGUGUAACAUUAGUCUAUUAUGAUGAUAUAACACAUAAUCACAACUAAUCAAUCCAUUAGCCCUCCUAUUAAUCUUCAAUUUUGAGUCUCAACCCAAAAUCUCAAAUUGUAAACCCUAACCCUGAAUUCCUAAACACUAAAUCAUUCAAAUUAAAGUGAAUCUUGAUUGAUUUUUGUACAAAUUCAUGUGAUUCUUGUUCAUCAUACCACCACAAGUGAUAAUUGACAUCGUUUUCACAUGAAUCGCUUGCUCAUAAUGACAAUUAUGAGGCGCGUGCAUUGAAUGCACCAAACAAAGUGUACUAUGCACCCAAAAAAGUGACUGCAGAGAAGCCAUAACCUAUUAAUAUUAUGCAGGUAUUGAUGACAAUAUAUUUAUUUAAUUAUCAUCAACAUCAAACAACCAUUUAAUACAUAUAUUCUAGUUCAAUAUAAACUAAAAAAAUGAAUGAAUCUCUCAAAUACAUGAAUCAAUACACCAUUUGAAAUCACAACUUCCAAAUUAUUCCAAAUUAUCCUAAUCUCGCCAAAUAAGCGGUGGUUUUCUCUAAAAACACGUUAACGGAUGAAGCCUCCUCUUUUGGAGCCUUACUCCAGGUGGGAGCCAUUGGUGUUCGUGAUUGUUAUUUGGGGAUCCCUUCUCUCAUUCGUCGCUCUAAGCGUGACACUUUCCGUUAUAUUGAGGAGGCGGUGGCCAAACGUCUUCAAGGGUGGAAGCGUCGUUGUCUCUCUUUGGCUGGAUUGGAAACGUUGAUUAAGUCUGUUGUUUCAGCUCUACCUGUUUAUGCCAUGUCUUACUUUCGCCUCCCAAAGGAGUUAUGUCGUAAUCUUAAUCGUAUGAUUGCUCGGUUUUGGUGGGGACAGCAAGGCACUGAACGCAGUCUACCUUGGAUUUCGUGGAAAAAGUUAUGCUUAUCAAAGGCUGCUGGGGGGCUAGGUUUUCGGGAUUUCUCUACAUUCAAUCAAGCUUUAUUGGCAAAACAGUGUUGGCGUAUUCUUCAUUCUCCUGAUUCGCUUGUUGCUCGUGUGUUGAAGGGUCGGUAUUUUGCUCAUGAAUCUUUUCUUUCAGCCACUACUGGCUCCACUCCGUCUUGGGCUUGGCAGUCUCUUCUGCAUGGUCGUGAUUUACUUGUUCAUGGGUUACGUUGGGAGGUUCACUCUGGUGCUUCCAUUGAUGCUUUCACAGAUCCUUGGGUACCUACUUUACCCGAUUUCCGUCCUACUUGUCUUCCUUCUGUACAGGUUUCUCCUUUGUUUGUUUCUCACUUUAUUUCUCCUACUACCUCCACUUGGCGUGAGACUCGUUUACGUGAUCUUUUUGAUUCAUCUUCUGUUCAGAGGAUCCUUGCCAUUCCCCUUCCUCGCACUUUGUCUCCAGAUAAGUUUGUUUGGCAUUACACCACCAAUGGUGUUUUUUCCGUUAAGUCGGCGUAUCAUCUUGGGCUCCAAAUUAAUGCUCUUUCUGCUCCUCAGUCAUCUCGGUCGGUUGACUCGGCCUCCCCUCUUGACCCUUCUUUGUGGCCAAAAGUUUGGUCCUUACCGGUGAUGCCAAAGCUCAAGUUUUUUCUUUGGAGAAUGGUACUUCGGAUUCUACCGGUUCGAGAGGAUUUACAGCGACAUGGUCUUAAUGUUCCAUCUUUUUGUCCAAUUUGUGAAUCUGAUGAAGGAGAGUCUCUUGAACAUCUGUUUAUUCGUUGUCCUGUGGCUAUUCGUCUUCGUGAUGCAAUUGGCAUUUCACUACCGCUGGGUUUUGAUCCUUCUUACCAUUUCGCUCUGUUGUGGCGAAGUUUAUUAUGCCAUGCUGCCCCGUAUAUCAUCUCUGAUUGGCUUCUUCUCUGUUGGCGUUUUUGGAAAGGGCGUAAUAAUGUUGUGUUCUCUCCUUAUGCUCAAUUCACCGUCCCUGUUCUCCGUCGUCAAUUCCUUUCCCAUCGCGACUCCAACCGUCUUGCCAUUGUCUCUCCGGCUCCUCAGCCUCCUUCGUCGUCACGCAAUAAGGCUUCUUCAGCAGUUAUUACUGGUGGUUUUCAAGGCCUUCGUUUGGCGGUUGAUGGAGCAACUUCUCCCCAUCACUCUGGAGCCAUUGGUAUUGUUGGUCUUACAGGCGUUGUUCCGACUUUUGCUUUUGGGUCUUUUAUUCAAGGAGUGUUGGAUCCUGGCUUGGUUGAGUUGCUCGCUAUACGGGAGGCACUAUAUUUGCUGCAACGGUGGCAUUGGCAUGAUCGGAAUGUUUUACUUACGGGAGAUGCCCAAGUGGUCAUUGACAAGCUGGUUUCGGGUAAUUUAUCAGAUGCACGUGCUGGCGCAAUUUUUUCGGAGGUUCAUGCGUUACUAGUCCAAUUGCCAAAUGUUGUUUUACAAUUUACUCCUCGGGAUGCGAAUCGGGCUGCCCAUUUAGUGGCGCAACAUGCCCUACGCUUUCCUGGAUUACCUUCAUUGUUAUUCGACUUCUCUUAUUUGUUUUAUAUGUCUUUUGAUAAGUGAGUGUGCCGGUUAUUGUGGCUACCCUUAUCCUUGCCUUGUAAGUUGUAAAUCUACCAAGAUUUCUAUGAAAAAAAAAAAAAAAAAACUCGGCUGUUAGAGCAUUUUUAACUUUGACCGGCGCCGCGGCGGACGUAACUAGAGAGGCGGGAAGUUGCCAAUGUGAGUGGUGGCAAGUGACAACACCACACACCGUUCUGAAGCCGCCCGGCCAUCUCCGUCGUCGAGCCAAAUCUUCCACAAUUUUGCCGCCUCCGGCAGAGUUUGAAGAAAGUAUGAACGAAAUGUUGAGCGCAACCAGCUUACAGGUCUCCAAUAGUCCGUUGCCGAUUCGCAAUUCGAGCCACAGUUUCAGCGCGACUCCCCUGCUUCGCCGCCGGCCGAUUCGCCUGCUCUCCGUGCGGUCCCACUUUGGCGUCUCCGCGGCGAAGCAGCCGUCGAUCUCAUCGCGGUACACCGAGUCCGUCGGAUCACCAGCGAUGGCUCCUCCUACUCCCGUUAUUCAGUUCAACUUCAGCCAGCGCCAUGCCCUCCUUCUUAAUGUCUUCGCUUGCUCGGCGGCAGUUUCAGCAACCUGGUUGUUCCUCUCUGCGAUCCCAACCCUUUUGGCUUUCAAGAGAGCAGCAGAGUCCCUGGAGAAACUGAUGGAUGUAACAAGGGAAGAGCUUCCCAAUACAAUGGCUGCCAUUCGCUUAUCCGGCAUGGAGAUUAGUGACUUAACGAUGGAGCUUAGCGAUCUAGGUCAGGAGAUAACCCAUGGAGUUAAGAACUCCACCAAGGCAGUGCGUGUUGCUGAGGAGAAGCUUCGCGGAUUAACCAAUGUGGCUGCUGCUCCACCAGUGCAGAGGGUAGCAAGUUUAGCAACUAGGAACGAAGCACCUGCGGUGGCUAGGACAGCGAGGGGAUUGAAGGAGGGGAUCGUGAAAGGCCGGUCGCUCUUCCAACUUUUUCUCACCCUCACCAGCUUCACCAGGUUGGCACUCAGUUACUUUGCAAAGAGAGCUAAGAAGAGAACCUUGAGCAGUAAUUAGUUAUAUGAGCGACAUGGGAGGACGUAGAUUUGCAUCAUGCACACGCCAGUCUCGAAUUUUCUUGACGUGGCAGACAAAAGCUCAGGUCGAGUUCUUUGCACAGCACAAGCCUUUGGGCCAUAAUGUGCCGUGAAGGCAUCUCUAGGUAAUGAACGAGACGCCUUUUUAAGCUUGGUAGAUUUGAGCUGGAGAACUUUCCUCUUUAUUGGCUUGAUAGAUUUGAGUUAAGAGUACUUCUUACCAUUGGGACUAUUGAAUGAGUAAUAACUGUGGACAGAUUUUCAUUAUAUAAUAACUGUGGACAAGAUGAACGAACACCACUCUUAGGAAUGAAAAUAUUAUAAUUGAACGAGUAAUUGAGUCUAAUUAGUUAAAAGAUCAAAUCUUGCACUUAUUUAAAGUUUCAUAAGGUAAAAAUAAUGACUGCAAUUACUCUAACUAGUUAAAAGAUCAAAUCUUGCACUUAUUUAAAGUUUCAUAAGGUAAAAAUAAUGACUGCAGAAAAGCUAACAUUGAAGAAUACGAAUAGAUAUCGAAAGAAAUUUUGAUAUAUGAUGAUCAAGAACGAGGCAUGGUGGGAUGAGUCCCCAUGUCCCGCCCCACACUAUUACAGGUUGGGUAACACGUCACAAUGCGAGUCAGGUCGGGUAUAAUCUGAUGAGGCGGGUUCAAAUUGCUAUAGGUGGUCAUUGUGUAGAUUAUGAUAAAUGCAACUCUUUUUUAUAGAAAAAUCAAGAAUCCUAAUUCAACUAGUUUAUGACUAAUUUAUGCCACUGAAACACGCCACUGAAAGACUCUUGUACUUGAACUGAUGGCUCUUUUUUUUUUUAAUAAUGGGGAAGAAGACUAAAACAUGCCACUGAAAGACUCUACUGAAACAAAGAUGGGUUGUCACUUGCCAAGAACGUAAAGGAGGUAGGAUAGUCAGAUAUAGUAGGAUACUGGGAUGGUUAGAUAUAGUAUGGAUCUUAUAUGGUUGAUAGUUGGAAUCAUCGGCUCUCUUUGGGUUACCUCAUUCUUAAGAAAUGGUUAGGUCUGAUCCAUUUCUCAAAAGAAAGUUUUGACGGGAUUCCGAUUUGUCAAAACUUUAAUUUCUAAUUUCGAUGAAUGAAUAAUUAUGGAGUCCUCCUCUUUCCGCACAGCACAUACAAAAAGACCUGCUAUGUGAGAGUGAAUAAGCAUUAAAUUGUAGA